AUGUCAUUGUGUCCGCACCAACUCGUUCGGUCCCGUCUGAACGGGUUGCUUUCGCCGCAAUGCCGCAGCGCAGGCCGAUGGUAUCGGGACCCCGGGGCGCCAAAUUUUGGACAUAGAGUGCAGCAUGCCUCGACUUCCGGUUCUUCAGCGAUCUUGGAGCCUGGAACUACACACGAUGACCUCAGUUCCGGAAUAUCGCAACUUGCCAACCACGAUCCCGAAAGCCCAUACCCCGAGGAGUCAAGUCAUUUCGCAACAGAUGAACAUGGCAACGCUGAGAACUCAACCUCGAGAACUCGAUCAAACCACCGUCAAAUUCGAAGAAAUGCGGCACCACUCCCACUCAUGCCGAAGAAGGAAAUACGGAAGAUUAUCCAUGCGCAAGGUCUUGCUCCCAGUCUCGUGAAUCCUAUAUCUAGGAGAAUCAACGUCGCAAUUCAAAAACAGGGCAGACCAUUGAAAAAGCGAACACUUUACCUGAUGACUGUGAUGCGACUGAACUCCAUAUAUACGCGCGAGCUGGGAAUUCGCCAAUGGAAACCCGCAUAUGAAGCGAUCUACAAGGCCAAGGUAUAUGACCGCGAUGUCAUAAACAAAGCUGUUCUUCCUACACUGCGAGGCGAGGGAGAAGCAUUGCUAGAAUUGGUCCGCAGUGACUGCCAAGGGAAAUUCCGCGAAGAGUGGGGAGCUAUGACAAGGCCUCGAAAAGCAUUUGCCUGGCAGCGCCUUGCCAUUUGGCUGUUGCAGAACGACCCAAAACUAGCAUUGGAGUUUCUGCUUGUUACGACCGCGACCCAAGAAAAGCCGGACUUUACUCUGGUCGCUGAUUGUCUGUUGUAUUUGGAUAGAUUCUAUUAUGAGGACUGGCUUGAGGAUUGGCAGAGCGGUGAUCACACAUACCAAUCGCUUGUUGAGACUUGCCUGAACCCAAGGGAGUGGCCCAUCUUACAAACACCUCACAAAGGAUUCCGGCUCUUUAUUCGCCGAGCCAGCGCAGACGGCGUCUCCGAUGCUCUGCGGAUUGUGAAGGAGAGGGGCAUCUUCAUGACAGCUGAAACUGCGCUUUGCUUUGUGAACCGUUUUACGGAACUCAAGGACGCACAACGGGCCUUGGAAGCCCUGGAUUUCCUCCCCAAGAUUAAAGACCCUGAAUUUGGCAUGAACUCUGAAGGUGUUUCACGACACUGCUGCAAACUCUUAACUCUUGACACUGUCGAGGAUAAAGAUGGUGGACGCAAUUUCCGAAUUCUUCCCCAACUACUCAAGAUGGGCAUCAACCCUGGACGAGACAUGAUGAACGUCGUGCUCGCCAACGCUUACAAAACCGGUGAUCCUCAGCUGGGAUCUGAUAUGCUUCAGUUCAUGAAGAAUCACGGCCAUGAUUUCGACUCCUAUACCUACUUGACUCUCCUCACGGACGCAGUCUCUCGAGGUGACCGCGGUCGUGUCGACGAGUUGGUCCAGGAGGUUGAGAUGCAAGAGGAACUUCGAAAGAACCCAUACAUCUUCAGCAAAAUCUUCCAUGCCCACUACACUUUUACCGCCAAGCACAUCGACCCUAAUACAGACCCCUCGGAGGUCUUCUACUCUAUGCUUGAAAUGUACAACAGACUCCACGACAUCACUCCCCUCAAAGAACUUCACAUGAUCCCUCCCCAAUACACCCAACCACCAACCCAAGGAAUCAGAGGCCCACCCUCCCCAGUAUCCUUGUUCCUAAUGAUUUCGACCUUUUUCCGCUGCAAAAACCGGCAGAACCAUGCGCAUCGCAUGUACGAACAGUUCCGCACUCUCGCGCAGCAGGGCCACCCAUCCAUCGCCCCUCUAGUCGAGACCGAUCACGUCUACAACGAGUUCCUCAUUGCCUUCCGCAGAGCCGACCGUGGACUGCGGGGUUGUGUCCGUCUCGUGGAGGACAUGCUCGACUCAUCCUCUAUCCCAAAGGAGACCACAGAUGGCAGACCUCUCCACCCUGUCCAGCCAACCCCCCGAACCUGGACGAUCCUCCUCAGUGCCUUCAACUACCACAACCGACCCGAUGCAGCAGAAAAGGUCAAGCAAAUGAUGGCGAAGCAUAACGUCAAGUAUAACGAGGUCACUUGGAAUACCAUCAUCAACGGGUAUGCGAAUGCGCAGAAGAUCCCCGAGACCGCUGCUGCGAUCAAGAUGAUGGAGCAGCAGGGUUUCCCUAUUGAUCCUUACACGAUGAAGAGUCUACGCUAUCUGCGUGACCCUGAGCGGCUCUGGGUUUCCAUGGAGGAGUUGGACGACCAGCAUGUUCAGAAGGGUCUUCAGCCUACUCCUCCGCUUACUGUGCCGGACUCUACUUCUGAUAUUCACGCUGGCACGGAAGAGCGUGAUCAGCUGAUUGAUCAUGGCUUAGAGAAAUUGAAGCCUAAGCUGUGA
Molecule: messenger RNA, 2406 nt
Organism: Penicillium arizonense
Lineage: Eukaryota; Fungi; Ascomycota; Eurotiomycetes; Eurotiales; Aspergillaceae
Product: pentatricopeptide repeat protein
Exons: 1
Coding region: 1-2406 (801 amino acids)
Molecular function (GO): protein binding
Source: RefSeq, a predicted model, not a curated record